AUGCCUUGGAAAAGACUACCGUUGCGACCUAUAUUAGCUGGUAUAACUAGCACAGCUUUAGUAUCAUACGUUGCUUACAAGUACGGUCGAUAUGAAGUGUUGACCAAUCCACCACAUCACUUGUUUCCCAAAUCUUCAACAACCAAAUUAACUCGUCUUGACUCACCAAAGUACUGCCAAGACGUAUCUCGUGUCAUUCCUGAGAUUACAAAACUUGGUAUUGAAGUUGUCAAUAGCAAACCUGAAAUUGAUCAUCAUACAGGCAACGAGUUUACUACGCAUAAGCCAUUGGAGAAUGAAGUACCACUUUAUGUCGUUUACCCCAAGUCUACUGAAGAAGUUUCACAAGUAUUGAAGGUUUGUAAUAGGGAACUUGUACCCGUCGUUCCAUUUUCGGGUGGUACAAGUCUUGAGGGCCAUUUCCACUCAACACGGAGAGGGAUUGUUGUUGAUACCUCCAAAAUGAACAAGGUCUUGGCUAUCAAUGAUAAUGAUUUGGAUGUGGUUGUCCAGUGUGGAGUCAAUUGGCAAAAACUCAACGAGGACUUGGAACCAUAUGGGUUAAUGUUUGGCACCGAUUGUGGACCACUGGGAUUGAUCUCGGGGAUGAUUGCCACAAAUGCGUCUGGUAUCAACGCAUCGCGAUAUGGAGCAAUGUCUGCAAAUGUCAUCUCUGUGACUGCAGUACUUGCUGACGGUACAGUAGUCAAGACUCGUCGAAGACCGAGAAAGACAUCAGCGGGAUACAAUCUAACCAGUUUGUUUGUUGGCAGUGAAGGUACAUUAGGCAUUGUUACUGAAGCAGUGGUUAAAGUGUAUCCCAAACCGAAAAGUGAAACGGUUGUUGUUGUACAGUUCCCACUGAUAUCGCAUGCCACAAAUACCGUAGCACAAGUGUUUCGUCUGGGAAUACAGCCUAGUGCCAUUGAGUUGCUAGAUGCAGAUAUGAUGCAUUGUUUAAACUAUGGUGAUUUCACCAGUGAACCAAUGUUGGAAGCACCCACAAUUUUCUUCAAGCUCGGUGGAAUUAAUGACACAGUUGUCAAUGAAAGUGUCAAAAUCCUCAAAACCAUAACGCAAACCAAUCAAGCAUCCAAUUUCAAAUUUGCUAGAAAUAAACAAGAACAAGAAGAGUUAUUUGCAGCCAGGAAAAAUGCAUUUUAUGCCAUGAUCAAUUGGGGUCGUAAUGAAAUUGAUGAAGAUGUAAGAAUCUGGGUCACUGAUAUCGCAGUUCCUCUUUCUCGCUUAUCACACGUCUUGGAUAAAAUUAACGACUGGAUCAAAAAAUCUCCCUUUGAAUCAAUAAUUUUGGCUCAUGCAGGUGAUGGCAAUUUCCACGCUGAUAUUUUCUAUAAAAAGGGUCAAAGAGCAGAAGUUGAAGCAAUUGUUAACAAUAUGAUUCAAUUGGGGAUUGAUAAUGAUGGAACUGCCACUGGUGAACAUGGGAUCGGCAAUGCUAAACGAAGGUUCCUACAAUUGGAGUUGGGUGAGGAUACGAUUGAUAUGAUGAGAAAGAUUAAAAUGGCCUUGGAUCCAAAUAGAAUUUUGAAUCCUGACAAGAUUUUCAAAAUUGACCCUACUGAUGGAGGUGAGUAUUGA
Molecule: messenger RNA, 1599 nt
Organism: Lodderomyces parapsilosis
Lineage: Eukaryota; Fungi; Ascomycota; Pichiomycetes; Serinales; Debaryomycetaceae
Product: FAD-binding oxidoreductase
Exons: 1
Coding region: 1-1599 (532 amino acids)
Biological process (GO): lactate catabolic process
Cellular component (GO): mitochondrion
Molecular function (GO): D-lactate dehydrogenase (NAD+) activity; FAD binding; D-lactate dehydrogenase (cytochrome) activity
Source: RefSeq, a predicted model, not a curated record